AUGAUUUCGGGCUUCAACGAGGAAAUCCGACCGAGGCUUCCUCACACUCCUCGCGUACGACUGCCAGUAGAUACCAUACCAGAUCGACCCAUACUCGUGUACGAAUACCUAGAUAAAGACCUCAUAAAUCAGGUUCAAGGUCAGGCAUCGCUACGAGCUCGAAAAGAAAUUCUCAAAGCCAUCUUGGAAGGUAUUGCGGAUUUGCACGACCGCGACAUUGUCCAUUUAGGAAAGUAUCAGGUGAUCUAA
This is a messenger RNA of Bipolaris zeicola 26-R-13, 249 nucleotides long. RefSeq lists its product as uncharacterized. NCBI's taxonomy places the organism in Eukaryota, Fungi, Ascomycota, Dothideomycetes, Pleosporales, Pleosporaceae. The transcript is spliced from 2 exons. The record is from RefSeq and is a predicted model, not a curated record. The coding region runs from base 1 to 249 and encodes 82 amino acids.